AUGUCUCGCGUCUCUCUCACCGAGUUCCCGCUGCUGCUGUACACCUCACCUCCAGCGACAGCUAACACCUACCCAGGAACCUUAGCGCAGGGCCCGCGGGGCGGGCUGGCGGGCCUGCAGGACGACAGUGGAGACUCCCUCCCGGGUUGGCACCGUGAUCCGAAGCGGAUCGAACCCGACCAGCCGCCCUCCACGAACAGAGGAAACAUCACGGCUCGACAACAGCCCACAUCCUUUCUCUCUCGCCCGUCGACAUACACACACGCACACACAUCCAACAUGUUUGGAGCCUUCCGCAUGACCUCCCCGCUCUCGAGCGGCCUCCUCUGGAAGAUCCCGUGGCGGCUCUCCAAGUUCCAGAAGCGCCGCCACCGCGAGCGCCUCCGCGCCGUCGACGACGUGAUUGCGACGGUGGACGCCGCGCUGGCCAAGAAGGGCGAGACGGUGGCCGCGCUGGAGCGGUGGAAGGCCGAGAUGCCGACCGAGGCGGAGAUGCUGCCGAGGGACAAGUAUACCAUGUUUGAUCGCAAAGAGAAGAAGUACCGCAAGGGCAUUCACAGUAUAACUUCCCAAGUGGACGAGAGUUUCGCAGAGAUUGAACCCGCCGGGUUACUAGACUGA
Messenger RNA from Colletotrichum lupini, 621 nucleotides. RefSeq lists its product as uncharacterized. The transcript has 3 exons. The coding region runs from base 1 to 621 and encodes 206 amino acids. Gene Ontology annotation, molecular function: structural constituent of ribosome. Gene Ontology annotation, cellular component: mitochondrial large ribosomal subunit. NCBI's taxonomy places the organism in Eukaryota, Fungi, Ascomycota, Sordariomycetes, Glomerellales, Glomerellaceae. The record is from RefSeq and is a predicted model, not a curated record.